This is a messenger RNA of Nicotiana attenuata, 1770 nucleotides long. RefSeq names its product catalase isozyme 3. Bases 80 to 1558 code for a protein of 492 amino acids. NCBI's taxonomy places the organism in Eukaryota, Viridiplantae, Streptophyta, Magnoliopsida, Solanales, Solanaceae. Gene Ontology annotation, biological process: hydrogen peroxide catabolic process; response to hydrogen peroxide. The transcript has 8 exons. Gene Ontology annotation, cellular component: cytoplasm; peroxisome; plasma membrane. The record is from RefSeq and is a predicted model, not a curated record. Gene Ontology annotation, molecular function: catalase activity; heme binding.
GACACUCUAAAACAGAUUGCCCACACGACUGAGUUUCUUCUUCGUUUCGCCGAAAAUCUUCUUUUCCUCUUAUCUCGCCAUGGAUCCUUACAAGUAUCGUCCUUCAAGCGCUAACAAUUCCCCCUUCAUGACAACUAAUUACGGUGCUCCCGUGUGGAACAACAACUCUUCCAUGACUGUUGGAACUAGAGGGCCAAUUCUUCUUGAGGAUUAUCAUCUGGUGGAGAAGCUUGCCAAUUUUGAUCGUGAACGAAUUCCGGAGCGCGUUGUUCAUGCCAGAGGUGCCAGUGCCAAGGGUUUCUUUGAGGUCACACAUGAUAUUACCCAUCUUACAUGUGCUGAUUUUCUCCGAGCUCCUGGUGUCCAGACACCUGUUAUUGUGAGGUUCUCUACUGUUAUCCACGAGCGUGGAAGCCCUGAAACCCUCAGGGACCCCAGAGGAUUUGCUGUAAAAUUUUACACCAGAGAGGGCAACUUUGAUUUGGUCGGAAACAACUUCCCCGUCUUCUUUAUCCGUGAUGGGAUGAAGUUCCCUGACAUGGUUCAUGCACUGAAACCAAAUCCGAAGUCCCACAUUCAGGAGAACUGGAGGAUCCUUGAUUUCUUCUCUCAUCAUCCAGAAAGUUUGCAUAUGUUCUCCUUCCUGUUUGAUGAUCUCGGUGUCCCACAAGAUUACAGGCACAUGGAAGGUUCCGGUGUUAAUACCUACAUGUUGAUCAACAAAGCUGGGAAAGCACAUUAUGUGAAGUUCCACUGGAAGCCAACUUGUGGAGUCAAGUGCUUGUUGGAGGAAGAAGCUAUUAAGGUAGGAGGAGCGAAUCAUAGUCACGCCACCAAGGAUCUCUAUGAUUCAAUUGCUGCUGGAAACUAUCCAGAGUGGAAACUGUUCAUCCAAAUUAUCGAUCCUGAUCAUGAAGACAGAUUUGACUUUGACCCCCUAGAUGUAACCAAGACCUGGCCUGAGGACAUCUUGCCAUUGCAGCCAGUUGGUCGCUUGGUAUUGAAUAAGAAUAUCGAUAACUUCUUUGCAGAGAAUGAGCAGCUUGCCUUUUGCCCUGCCAUUGUUGUCCCUGGUGUUUACUAUUCGGAUGACAAGCUUCUCCAGACUAGGAUAUUCUCAUAUUCUGAUACCCAGAGACACCGUCUUGGGCCAAACUAUCUGCAGCUCCCAGCUAACGCUCCCAAGUGUGCUCAUCACAAUAAUCACCACGAAGGUUUCAUGAAUUUCAUGCACCGUGAUGAAGAGGUCAACUAUUUCCCCUCAAGGUUUGAUCCUUGUCGUCAUGCAGAACAGUAUCCAAUUCCUCCUCCUGUCUUGACAGGAAAGCGCGACAAGUGCAUCAUUGAAAAAGAGAACAACUUCAAGCAGCCGGGAGAGAGAUACAGAUCUUGGGAACCGGACAGGCAAGAAAGAUUUAUCUGCAGAUGGGUUGAUGCUCUAUCCGAUCCUAGAGUCACUCAUGAGAUACGCAGUAUCUGGAUUUCGUACUGGUCACAGGCUGACAAAACUCUUGGUCAGAAGAUCGCGUCCCGUCUCAAUGUAAGGCCCACAAUGUGAAGCUGAUAGUAGUAUAUUCAAAUAUGUUGCUGUGCUGAAAGAUUAAUCCAAGAAAUCAGUUGUUUUGGUAGAGUAUACUGUUUUGGUGAUUGGGUCGUAUGCUGUACCAAACAAACUUUCUUGUGUUAUUCUGACGUUGUUGCCUGAAUAAAGUUAAAAGUAGUUUGUUCAAGUAUCUUUAUCAUUUUCAUUCAAUUCUAUCUUGUUUCGCU